Messenger RNA from Alosa sapidissima (American shad), 1854 nucleotides. It is a transcript of the gene gdf11, whose product is annotated as growth differentiation factor 11. The transcript is spliced from 3 exons. Lineage: Eukaryota; Metazoa; Chordata; Actinopteri; Clupeiformes; Clupeidae. The record is from RefSeq and is a predicted model, not a curated record. Bases 667 to 1839 code for a protein of 390 amino acids. Gene Ontology annotation, cellular component: extracellular region. Gene Ontology annotation, molecular function: cytokine activity; growth factor activity. Gene Ontology annotation, biological process: SMAD protein signal transduction.
GCGAAUAAUAACUCAAAAUGCCAUUUAUAAUCUAAAAUGUCUGUAGGCUACAUUUUAGAUAUCAUGUGCGUAGCCUAGCCUAAUUGAGACUGUUACAAUAUAAUUAGAUACUUUUAAUCUUAUACCAUGCAAAUAGGCCUACGCAAAACACAGAUUUACAAGAUCAUUUGAAGAUUUCUAUUUUCAAACAUCAGCCCCCCUCUCUCUCUCUCCUUUACUCACUCGCUCCCUCUGUCUUGACUUAGUGACAAACCUGAAAGCCUUUUGUUGUAAUCUUAGCCAAUGGAGACGGAUUACGACACUGGGCAGCCGACAUAUAUAAAGGGGGGCUUUCCAAACGCACUUGCACACUUUCAAUGACAGAUCAUUCAACACUGGGGACUAAACAGUAACAGAAUAGGUAAACCAACAAAUUAUUUAAUAAAAAGAAAUGCAGACAUUAAGUAGGUAGCCUAACAUCAGAUCAAACAUCGACAGCAUCAUUUUGGACUCAUUGCCAUUUGCCAGUUAUUAUGGCACUCAUGCACCGGUUGAAAUAAUUUUGAGACAGCCACCGUUGAACUAGUUGCACUUCAUUGCGCGUCUUCUCUAGGACGUAGGAAUAACCAGGACCAACCAUAUUAUUCACGAAGAUACAGAAGGAAACCGUUUUUAAUUUUCACCAUCAUGGCAAGGUAUAACUUUUUGCUGUGUUUGAUGGUGAUAAUUUCCUUGGGACUGUCCGGCAGUGACGAGCCCAACCUCUUUCUCCCACCAGUAAGCGAGAUGCCCACGGACGCUGGUGUUUCGCUUAUCGAGGUGGAGGACGCAGGCGCUCGCGAGUGCUCUGCGUGCGUGUGGCGGGAACAGAGCAAGGUGCUCAGGCUUGAGACCAUCAAGUCCCAGAUUCUUAGCAAGCUCCGGCUCAAACAAGCCCCAAACAUUAGCCGUGAGGUGGUCAACCAACUAUUGCCCAAGGCGCCCCCGCUGCAGCAGCUCCUGGACCACCACGACUUCCAAGGGGACGCUUCCUCGCAGGACGAGUUUAUGGAGGCUGAUGAGUAUCAUGCCACUACGGAGUCAGUUAUCACAAUGGCAUCGGAGCCCGAACCCCUGGUGCAGGUGGACGGCAAGCCCAGCUGCUGCUUCUUCAAGUUCAGCCCCAAGCUGAUGUUCACCAAAGUGCUAAAGGCCCAGCUGUGGGUGUACCUGCGGCCCCUGCAGCAGACAUCCACCGUCUACCUACAGAUCCUGCGCCUGAAGCCCAUCACUGAGCAGGGCAGCCGCCACAUCCGCAUCCGCUCGCUCAAGAUCGAGCUCAACUCACGCUCCGGCCACUGGCAGAGUAUCGACUUCAAGCAUGUGCUGCAGAACUGGUUCAAGCAGCCGCACACCAACUGGGGCAUCGACAUCAACGCCUUUGACGAGAGCGGUAAUGACCUGGCCGUCACAUCACUCCGGCCUGGCGAGGAGGGACUGCAGCCGUUUCUGGAGGUGAAGGUUCUGGAGACGACCAAGCGCUCGCGGCGGAACCUGGGCCUGGACUGUGACGAGCACUCCACCGAGUCGCGUUGCUGCCGCUACCCGCUGACCGUCGACUUCGAGGCCUUCGGCUGGGACUGGAUCAUCGCGCCCAAGCGCUACAAGGCCAACUACUGCUCAGGCCAGUGCGAGUACAUGUUCAUGCAGAAGUACCCGCACACCCACCUGGUCCAGCACGCCAACCCGCGGGGCUCGGCCGGACCCUGCUGCACCCCCACCAAGAUGUCGCCCAUCAACAUGCUCUACUUCAACGACAAACAGCAGAUCAUCCACGGCAAGAUCCCGGGCAUGGUGGUCGACCGCUGCGGCUGCUCCUAGGCAGAUGUUACACUU